This is a messenger RNA of Cornus florida, 2775 nucleotides long. RefSeq lists its product as uncharacterized. The coding region runs from base 406 to 2607 and encodes 733 amino acids. Lineage: Eukaryota; Viridiplantae; Streptophyta; Magnoliopsida; Cornales; Cornaceae. Gene Ontology annotation, molecular function: glycosyltransferase activity. The record is from RefSeq and is a predicted model, not a curated record. The transcript is spliced from 5 exons.
AUUUCAGACAUCUCUCUCUCUAAAACCUCUCGACUUUUGUAUCACUCUGAUACAAUCUACUCUCUUUCUCUCUCUCUCACUAGAAAUUAGCUGAAAGCAAGCAGGGCAUCUUGAACUCGGUCAGAUCUUGAACCUCACAGCUUCAAAAGCUUCAUUGUGGAAUAGACCUCACUUUCUCUCACCGUCGGCAUCGAAGAUCACUUUCUCUUGCUUAAUCCGAACAGUUCCUCACAUCGAUCUUUCAACAAUUAAAGAUCAGAACUUGGGAUUGAACUUUGAAAUUAUGUGUUUGUCAAACAUUUUGGUGUAUAUGGGACCGGUUUCACGAAUACUAGCAAGUAGAUAAUGUAUAGACAAUGACAAAUAAGGGAUUUUGGUAAUGUACUGUAGUUGAAGUGACUAAUAAUGGAGGAAGGCAACAGAGGGGAUUUGCAAGGGAAUGUGGUGAAUCAGUCGUGGUUAAGGUCAAGUGGCAGCUUCAAGUCCACUUUGUCGGGAAAAUCAUCUCCUAGAAAUUCUCCGACAUUUCGAAGAUUGCACCCUAUUAGAACUCCACGAAGAGAGGGCAGAAGUAGUGGGGGCAGUGCUCAGUGGUUUAGGAGUAAUCGGUUGGUAUUAUGGUUGCUUUUAAUCACUCUUUGGACUUAUGCUGGAUUUUAUUUUCAGUCGAAGUGGGCUCAUGGGGAGAAAAAGGAAGGUCUAUUUGGUCUUGGAGCUAAACCAAGUGAUGGAAAGUCUGACUCUGAACAGAAUAACCGACGAGAAUUGAUCUCAAAAGAUGAUUCCUUGACUGUUAAAAAUGGAACUACUGGAAAUUUUUCCAAUUUGACGGACAUAAAUGUGGUUUUGGCAGAAAAGGAGAAUGGUGCUACAUCUCGUGGGAGCGCAUCUUCAAAGAAGAAAAGCAAGAGAUCAAAACGUAGUCCGCGUAAGAAGACACGUCCUAAGCAAAAAGCAGUAGGGGAGGUUGAAAGCAGUGACACUGAGGUACAGGAAGAGGAAAUUCCUAAGAAAAACACGUCUUAUGGGCUACUUGUUGGUCCAUUCGGUUCAACGGAGGAUAGAAUUUUGGAAUGGAGUCCUGAGAAGCGAUCAGGAACCUGUUACAGGAAGGGGCAGUUUUCGCGUCUCGUUUGGUCAAGAAAAUUCGUUUUGAUAUUCCAUGAGCUUUCAAUGACUGGGGCGCCACUGUCAAUGAUGGAGUUGGCUACAGAACUUAUGAGCUGUGGGGCCACAGUUUCUGCUGUAGUUCUCAGUAAGAGAGGUGGGUUGAUGCCAGAGCUUGCUAGGAGAAAGAUCAAUGUUCUUGAGGACAGAGCAGACCUCAGCUUCAAAACGGCCGUGAAAGCCGAUCUUAUCAUUGCAGGAUCAGCAGUCUGUGCAUCAUGGAUUGAACAAUAUUUUAAACAUGCUAGAGCUGGUUCAAGCCAAAUUGCUUGGUGGAUCAUGGAGAACAGACGGGAGUACUUUGAUCGGUCAAAGCUUUUUCUCAACCGGGUGAAAAAGCUGAUUUUUCUUUCUGAAUCACAGUCUAAACAAUGGCUAGCCUGGUGUGAAGAAGAAAACAUUAAGUUAUAUUUUAAGCCUGCACUUGUCCCACUUUCUGUCAAUGAUGAACUGGCUUUUGUAGCAGGCAUUAAUUGUUCACUAAAUACUCCCUCAUUCAGCACUGAGAAGAUGCUCGAGAAAAGGCAGUUAUUGCGAAGUUCAGUUAGAAAAGAGAUGGGUUUGAAAGAAAAUGAUGUGCUCGUGAUGUCUCUAAGUAGCAUAAAUCCUGGAAAGGGGCAGCUCUUGCUUCUUGAAUCCGCACUUACGAUGGUUGAACCAGAAUCUUCUCUAUACAAUUCUGGAAUCAAAGUUUCAGUGGAAGGAGGCCAAAGCCAAUCUAAUUUGACUGGAGGUCAUCAUUCAAGGGCUUUGCUUCAAAAUGUGAAUCAACUUGGUGAAGCUUCUGAUGGAUUACACCCAUCUAAAGAAUCUUCUAUUAAUUUAGUUCGAUCUAAGGAGGGAAAUUUGUGGUUAGCUGAUCUCUUGACCUCCAUCGAUGACCCUAGUGCUCUGCUGCCUGACAGCAGUGUCAAUGUAAGAAAACUGUUAUCUGAGAGUGAAGGAAUGCAGGAACAGAAUCUCAAGGUUCUUAUCGGUUCAGUUGGAUCUAAGAGCAACAAGGUACCGUAUGUCAAAUCAAUGCUCAGAUUUCUAUCUCAGCAUUCAAACUUGUCAAAGUCGGUGCUCUGGACUCCAGCAACUACACGUGUUGCUGCACUUUACUCUGCAGCAGAUGUAUAUGUCAUAAAUGCCCAGGGACUUGGAGAAACAUUUGGGAGAGUGACAAUUGAAGCAAUGGCAUUUGGUCUUCCGGUGCUCGGGACAGAUGCUGGAGGCACAAAAGAGAUUGUUGAGCACAAUGUAACAGGUCUUGUUCAUCCUCCGGGGAAUCCGGGAAUUCAGGUUCUUUCUGACAAUCUCCGAUUUUUGCUUAAAAACCCGUCGGCGAGGCAGGAAAUGGGGAUGAGAGGAAGGAAAAAGGUGCAGAAGAAGCAUUUAAAGCAGCAGAUGUACGAGAAACUUGCACAAGCUAUGUACAACUGCAUGAAAAUCAAGUAAAAUCUACUGCUGAACAUCUUGCAUUCUUUUCCUGGUCUGGGUUUUGUGUACUUGCCGCAGUGUUGAUUCGGAUCAAUCCGCCAGAUUAAUUUAUUGAUCAUUAAGUUAUCUUUUUCAUCAGAUAAUAAAUGUGUUUGAUUAAUUUAAAGCUUGGAAAUUUUUGUUGUU